This is a messenger RNA of Limanda limanda (common dab), 2622 nucleotides long. It is a transcript of the gene cap1, whose product is annotated as CAP, adenylate cyclase-associated protein 1 (yeast). The coding region runs from base 90 to 1493 and encodes 467 amino acids. The transcript has 13 exons. Gene Ontology annotation, biological process: cytoskeleton organization; cell morphogenesis; regulation of adenylate cyclase activity. Gene Ontology annotation, molecular function: adenylate cyclase binding; actin binding. NCBI's taxonomy places the organism in Eukaryota, Metazoa, Chordata, Actinopteri, Pleuronectiformes, Pleuronectidae. The record is from RefSeq and is a predicted model, not a curated record. Gene Ontology annotation, cellular component: cytoplasm.
GCGAGGCUCUCGGUCAGUCUGCUCCGCGGAUUCACGGCAACACAACGGACCCACACUGACAAAUCACUGCUCCACCACUGUUUGCAGGUAUGGCAGAGUUGGCAAGUCUGGUGCAGCGGCUGGAGGUGGCGGUGGGUCGCCUGGAGGGCAUGUCGGGCCCUGGAGAGGCUCCAGCGGGAGCUGCAUCUGUGUACGUCGAUGCCUUUGACGAGAUCAUCAAUGGUCCUGUGGCCCAGUACUUCUCCCUCAGCCAGAAGAUAGGGGGCGAUGUUCUGAAACACGCAGAAAUGAUGAAGCAGGCGUUCACCAGUCAGAAACAACUCCUCGUCAUGGCCUCGUCCUCCCAGAAGCCCUCUGAUUCAGGUUUGAACGCCCUCGUGCAGCCUGUGUCCAAAGCCAUCCAGCAGGUGCAGGAGUUCCGUGAGCAGAACCGCACCUCGCCGCUCUUCAACCACCUCUCUGCCGUCAGCGAGAGCGCGCCCGCCCUCGGGUGGAUCGCCAUGGCCCCUAAACCAGGCCCCUACGUUAAAGAUAUGCAGGAGGCCGCCAUGUUCUACACCAACCGCGUGCUCAAAGACUUCAAGGAGAAGGACAAGACCCACGUGGAGUGGGUGAAGGUCUACCUCUCCAUCUGGACUGAGCUGCAGAACUACAUCAAGAAGCACCACACCACAGGACUGACCUGGAGCAGGACUGGUCCUGUAGCUUCAGCCGGUGCAGCUCCUCCCAGGGCUCCUGCUGGUGGAUGUCCCCCCCCUCCUCCCCCUGGACCACCACCUCCCCCCAUGGACCUCAGUGCAUCCUCUGGCGGCGGCGGCGGCCCGCCUGAAGACCGUAACGCUUUGUUUAAAUCCAUAUGCAAGGGAUCCGACAUUACCAGUGGCCUGAAGCAUGUGGGUGACGACCAGAAGACCCACAAGAAUCCUGGCCUGAGGAGUCAGGCUCCCGUGCGUACCGGACCCAAACCCUUCUCCUCCAGCCCCCGACCCGCUGCGGCCCCCGCCCCGUCCCGCACUCUGCCCCCCGUGAUGGAGCUGGACGGGAAGAAGUGGAAAGUGGAGAACUACGAGGGAGAGCAGGGUCUGGUGAUCAGCAACACUGAGCUGAAACAAGUGGUUUAUGCUUAUAAGUGCAACAAGAGCACCCUGCAGGUCAAGGGCAAAAUCAACUCCAUCACUUUAGACAACUGUAAGAAGAUGGGGCUGGUGUUUGAGAACGUGGUCGGCAUCGUGGAGAUCAUCAACUGCAGAGACGUCAAGGUCCAGGUCAUCGGUAAGGUGCCGACCAUCUCCAUCAACAAGACGGACGGUUGCCACGUCUACCUGAGCCAAGAGUCCCUGACGUGCGAGAUCAUCAGCGCCAAGAGCUCCGAGAUGAACAUCCUGGUGCCCGACAAAGACGGAGAGUUUACGGAGAUUCCUGUUCCCGAGCAGUUCAAGACUCUCUGGGACGGCAAGAAGCUCGUUACCACAGCAACCGAGAUCGCCGGAUAGACAGGGGGCAGCAUAUGAAAUUACCCCCUCCCCUCCUUGACAUCAUCCCCACACCAUUAUUUUUUUUGCAAACUCCCCUCUGACUGAUCGACCUCCCCACCAGCUAACUCUCACUGUAGACUGAGAUUCGGACCUCAUGCGUUACAUCUCCCGCCCAUUCUUCCCCUAACAGCCAAUCACAGCUGAAGCUCUCCCCUCCAUAAGCCAAUGAGGAGCGCUUGCUUUACCCUGGAGCAAAUCCUCCAGCCAAUCAGCAGGGAGUAGCUUGUCAUUAAAAUUGGGUUUCCCCCUGUGAUCCAGGGAGCACUUUUCAAAAAAACGAUUAAUGCCAAUAGCUGGAUGCUCUUUUCUUCAUUUUUCUAUAUAUCUGGAUUAAAUGUAACUUGUAGAAUAGCCGACAUAGGAAGAGUGAUUCCUCUGCAACGAAAGCACCGCAGCCAAUCAGGCGCCACCAUCAUGAUGCUUCAUUCAGGAUUUCUCUUUCUUUUUAUGCAAUUCACUGAAGCUCUUGUCAAACAGAAGCCAGGUACCAGAGGAGAAGGACGGCUACUGAUGUUGACUGUACGAUCAUGAACAUUAAUAGCAGAUGAUAUAAAUGUAUAUUUAACAACUCAAAGCACAUAAUUAGACAUAAAACAAGUAGUCUGUGAAACCACUGUCUAUUUCACACCGUCUAACUCUUCAUCUAGAUGAUGUUGUGCAAUUUAAAUAGGAGGAAAAUUCCACUUUCCCUUGAACCCACACAUAGAACAUUCCCAAGUGUUGAAACAUUCCAUGUAAAGAGGCAAAUGUAGGAACAAGUUGUAAAGAGCAAAGAGAUGUUGCUGCCGAGCGGAGGAGAAAGAAAAUGACAUGUUUUAAAAGAGACUAAAAGAAAGAAUUGAUUUGUUAUUGAACGCUUCACCUCCACAUCAGUGGAAAUAUCUGCUGUGAUUGUGUGUGUGUGUAAAUAUCCCUCAACAUCCCCUCCCUUCCUCCUCACCCUCCUCUCGUUCUCUUCACUGAUUUCUUUUUUUUUGUUUUUUAAACAUCGUCUCUUUUUCUUUUACCUCUUUAUCAUUUUGGGUCCAAAAUCAAAAGUCUGCUCAUUAGUUCUGGAGACGUCAUUAAAAAAAUGUUGCAAUAAAAA